Molecule: messenger RNA, 1599 nt
Organism: Drosophila ficusphila
Lineage: Eukaryota; Metazoa; Arthropoda; Insecta; Diptera; Drosophilidae
Gene: Tgs1
Product: trimethylguanosine synthase
Exons: 1
Coding region: 1-1398 (465 amino acids)
Biological process (GO): 7-methylguanosine cap hypermethylation; 7-methylguanosine RNA capping
Cellular component (GO): nucleus
Molecular function (GO): RNA cap trimethylguanosine synthase activity
Source: RefSeq, a predicted model, not a curated record
AUGAACACACACUACCUCACCACUUCGAGAACCAAUCCCCAGUUCUAUAUAUUCAGUCAACUUUUUGGCGACGAGUUCGAUUGCAGCACAUGCAAUUGGGAGGAGAUUCAAAACGCUUCUUGGCAGGAAUUCUGGCAGCGGGAGGGGCACGAGCUACUUGACCAAAAGUGGCACAAGCGCUUUCCUGAAUACAAAGAUCUUAUUGCGGUGGUCACGACGGAGGAACAAGAACUUUGGCAGGAGCUUUGGGAGAAACACGCCAGUGAAUCGAGUUCUAAGUUUUGGCACAUAUUUAGCUGUGCCUUUGAGAAUUACCAAAACAAUUUGGCCAAAUCUUACGAAUUUAAUGGAGUUCCAGAGGACCUCGAACAGGGCUUGCAAAUUUUAAGCCUCUCCAAUAAGCGUAGAAAGUCGAGAAAGAAGCAGCGUAAUCCCACAGAGAGUGACGAGGACGAAUCCUACCUUACUGCCAACGACGAUCCCAAAGAUUUAGACGAGGAACAACAGCUACUACUUUUAGGACUGCCGACGUCUUUUGCCUCCAAAGCAAAGCACACAAAUCAAAAGCAAAGAAAGCUAGUAAUUGAAACUUUUAGCAGUGAUACUGAGGAUAGCGAAGAUCUCUUAAUUAUGGAAAGCAAUGAAACCCAAACUAUCCAUGGUGUUCAGAGUGGAUUCGUCAAAAAGAACAAGCGAAGGCAAAGGAAAGCCGACAAACUCAAGGCCAGGAUGCCCGAGUUUAUGCUGGAAGAGAACAGUCCCAUGGUCAAGUACUGGUUUAAGCGCUUCUCAUUGUUUUCUCGCUUUGAUCAGGGCAUCCGGCUGGAUAGGGAGAGCUGGUUCUCUGUGACGCCUGAGAAGAUUGCCAAGCAGACGGCUCGAAGGCUGGCCUGUGAUGUAAUCGUGGAUGGCUUUUGUGGAUGCGGUGGUAAUGCCAUCCAGUUUGCUAACACCUGUGGGCGGGUGAUUGCUGUGGAUAUUGAUGCGGAGAAACUGGCCAUGGCUAAGCAUAAUGCCAACAUUUAUGGCGUGGCCCACAAGAUUGAGUUCAUUCAAGCCGAUUUUCUGCAGUUUGCGGCCAGUACUAGGAUUCGUCCGAAUAUAGUUUUCCUAAGCCCUCCUUGGGGUGGACCGAAUUACCAAAAACAAGCUACCUUCGAUAUAGAGAAGAAUCUGCUGCCCGUUGGCGCCAGUCAAUUAAUGCAGCUAUCCCGCCGCCUAGCGCCUGAUGUUUCCUUCUUUCUACCUCGCAAUGCCAAUAUGAGUCAGGUAGUCGCCUUAAGUGGAGCCGGUCAGAAGUGUGAGGUGGAGCACAAUUAUUUGGACACCCGAAUGGUGGCACUGACUGCCUAUUACGGAGAUGGAAUUAUUAAGAGUCCGUCGAGCGGAGAGCAGUAAUAAUUUCUAAGUUAAUUUAUAUCUGCUAAAAAGAAAAUAAGAAAAACACUUUUUUAAUGAAUUACAAAUUUAAUUUAUUAUAAAAAAGGAAUCUGCUUUUAUUUAAACUCGUUGUUAACUCUAUAGAAAUUCAGUUAUAGAACGGCGUAAGUCCGUGUAAUUGUGCAUCAAAGAAUAAAACAAGCAAACGUUUUUCCAUAA